This is a messenger RNA of Hyphopichia burtonii NRRL Y-1933, 4356 nucleotides long. RefSeq names its product ribonuclease P (gene RPM2). Bases 306 to 4184 code for a protein of 1292 amino acids. NCBI's taxonomy places the organism in Eukaryota, Fungi, Ascomycota, Pichiomycetes, Serinales, Debaryomycetaceae. The record is from RefSeq and is a predicted model, not a curated record. The transcript has a single exon.
CGUUUUAUUCCCAUCUCCAUCACGGUUUAAAUUAAGUGCCCACUCAAAUUGUAAGAAUUGCCGCUGUAAAUUGGAUGCUCUUAACUAAUACUAGAAUAGUUUGCUUUUGAUUGGGCUAAAGAACGGGAUCCUAUUCUGAAAUUGACUAAGGGGAAUAUUGGAGAUUUUCUUUUAUUUUUGCUAUAUUUUAAGCUAGCCGCCAGAGCAAAAAAAUCUGUUUUAACUGGUAAAUCAGAAUAACUCGAUCUAUUCAUAUUAUAUGAACUUGGUGUAUCACUAGCAUGGUCCAGUAAUAGAAGUACAAGAUGGUGUUUUCAACGUUUAUCAAACAGGCAAAAUGUGGUGAAAAGAUAUCAUUCUUUCAAUCUGCCUAUCCAUACUUGAACAAUCAAUCGCUAGUAAAUUUUCAUUUUAACAAUUUUUAUACCAAGUAUUGGCCAAAUGACCCUCACUAUACCUCCUCCAACCACAGCCGGUACUUUUUAAGUAUUGAUUCUGGUCAUUACGGGUUAUAUUAUACCAUUUUCAGUCAUGACGCCGAAAAGAAUAAAAAAUCGAAAAACAAUAACCAACACCAACAACAUGAAUUAGAGGAUCAGCCGGAAGAUGUGCUACUAGACGAUGCUUCCAAGUUCUUCAUUUCAAAAGUCAAUAAAGAAAUUAACUCUAGUAUCAAUUUCUUGAAAAAUCUUUCAAAUGAUUUAAGCUUUACAUCGUCUGGUAUUCAACCUACUUUAUGUCCAAAACGGUUCUUUUCUACUAGCACUCGUCAUCAAAAGGAUGCUUCUGCCACUGCUGAAAUCCCCCAAUCCAAUAUUCAAGAACAGCUGGAAGAAAUUGAAGAAAUUGAACUUUCAAACCCCGAACCUAGCUUUGAAUCUCAGUUCUUAACUACUCAAGUCAAUCAAAUCAUUAAUAUCUAUAAUAAUAGUAAAUCAUCAAGUGAUUUAAAUAUCAUUUAUCCUUUGUAUCAAUCUUUGAAAAGAAAUGAUUUGCCUUGUUCGUCAAUCGACGUUUAUAAUAUCAUUUUGGCUUCAAUCAAUGAACGUUCUUUGGAUAACGAUGACUCAUCUAUUCAAGCUAUUGAAUCUCGUCUCACAAAUUUGCUUACUGUUUAUCAAGAUAUUUUAAUUUCAGCUAAUUCUAAUGCUCCAUUGAAACCAAAUAAUGCCACUUUCUCAAUUGUUCUUCAAGGAAUUUUCAAAGGUAGUCUCGAUUGUAUUAAGUUAACCCAUUUUAAGAAAAUUCCUCAAGUUAACUAUAAUGAAAUGUUUGUUCAAGGUCAAGAAUUUUGUCAAAUUGGUAUUGAUUUAUUAAUGUCAAUUUCAAAAAUUGACCAAUUAGAUUUACAUAUCAUUUUACCAAGUUUGAUUUCAAUUCUCAAUGUUCAUCCAAACUUAUUAACUCCAGAUUUGUUAAAGAAAAUUUUACCUUUAGUUUUCAAUAUCAAUAAUGAUGGUCAAUACUAUGUCGGUUUAAUUAACUUAUCUCAAUACUUAUCUCAAUAUCUUAAUUAUUCUAAUGAUGAGGUCUAUUCUUUCAUUCAAACUGUCUAUUCAUCUUACAAAAAUAAUGCUCAAAUUUUACCUGACUUAAAUGAGUAUGAAUUCCAAAUAUAUUCAGUCGUCAUCAAUUCUUUGAUGAAAUCUCAUAAUAAAUCACUUGCAGUCAGCUUCCUUGAUGAUAUUUUAAUUGAUUAUAAAAAUUCAAUCAAUGCCACUGCUGGAUCUUUAGAACAAAAGCCUUCCAGAACUUUAUUGAAAAAAGAUGUCAGUACUUUGAUUUCAGUGUUUUUAGAAUCAAUCAUUAUUCCAGGUGAUAUUGAAUCUUGUGAGAAAUCUUUUAACUUAAUGAAUAAAUUUAAUAACAUUGCAUACCUUCCUGAAUUGACUGUUGAAUAUUAUAAUGAAUUAAUCAAUAACAUGAUUAAUAAUUAUAACAUUCGCAGUCAUGAAUUGAUUAAGGUUCAUCAAAAUGAAACUGACGAAUUUACUAAAUUGAAUCAAAUCCAGAAAUUAACAAAGUUACAAUCAACCCAGUAUCAAAAUAUUUGGAAAUUAUAUGAUCAUUUGGCAAUCCGUAAAGAUUAUCAAGAUUAUUCAAAUCAUGAAAAUUUAACCUCGAUCUUCUUAAAUAAUAAGAAAAUUCAAUGUCGUGACUUCUUAAUUAGCUUAUCAAUUGACAUUGGCGAUCAUGAAAGAGUUUUCCAGAUUAUUAAAGAAAUCUUAUUGAAGAGUCAUUUGAUUUAUGAUAUUCAAAUCUUGAAAAAAAUUUGUUCUUACCUUUAUCAAGGUAGUUUAUCCAAUAAAAAUGAUUACUAUUAUUCAUUAAUGUGGAACUUAAUUGAAUCCCAAUCUAGCCAUUAUUCUCAUGAAUCAAAUUAUUUGAAUUCUUUCAUCUCUGAAAUGAGUCAUUUUCUUGUUGGUAAUGAAUCUCAUGCUAAUAUAAUUCUCGAUUCUUUAAUGGUUGCCAAAGGGUUUGCAGCCUUUAAAUUGGAUUCUAAUAAUAUUUAUGGCUUAAUGUUGAUCAUGCGUCAUUUAAUGACUAUUGGUGAUCAGUUAGAAAUUCAAGAUUUGAAUAAAAUAAUUCAGUAUCAAUCCCUCUUAAUCAAUGAAUUCGAAGAUAGCGAAAAUCAUUAUUUAGAGGUUAACGAUGAUGUGAAGUUGUUUAAGCAACAAUUAAACACAAGUUUUGUUAAGCUUAUCGAUUUAGCUAAAGCGUCACCAAGCUUCAAGUUCACUAACGAUAUUAUUGAAGCAUGUCGCAACUUUGAUGAUAUAUCUAUUAAUCAAGAUGUAUCAACUAAGGUCAUUGAUGCGGACUACAAUUUAAAUUUGAGUCAUUUUUUACAACUCAAUUAUAAUGCCGGUGUUGAUAAAUUCAUUGAUUUAUUCAAAAAAGGAUACAAGUUUAAUGAAUCUACAUGGCUAAUGAUUAUUAACCAAGAUUUUUUGAUGAAAUAUUUAAUGAAAAAUCACGAUAUUAAAAUAGAAUCCUUCGUUUCAAGAAUUUUAGCACUGAACUUCACAAAUGAUGAAGUUAAGUCUCAAUUAAUUGCUAAUAUUAUCAAUUAUAAUUUGGAUAAAUUGAAUAUUCAUAUUUUGAAGUUUAUAAUUAAUGAAUCGAAUAUUGAUUUACUUAAAAAUUCUCAAAUUUUAGCUGAUUUAUCUAAGUGUUCAUCAACUUCUACCAAUAAGUAUUUCAAUUCUUUGAUGGUUGACAACUUCAGCACAUUAAUUAAAUCGAAUCCAAACAAAGAGUGGGUAUCAUAUUUUUUCACUGGUUUGAUUAGUAAACGCCAAUUUGAAUCACUUUAUUCGUUAUAUCAAAGCAAUUCAUCGAUUAUAAAUUCAAAUACUAAUUUGAAAUCCAAGCCAGACCUUUCAAUCUCAAAUGCAAUUUGCACCUGUUUAUUAGAAUUAGAAAAAUUUGAUGAGUUUACAGUGUACUUUAAAUCACUCACUGAAUUAAGUAAUAAACAAAAUUUGAAAAUUUCUGAUUCAAAUGAAUUGGUUCAUCUGUUAUUAAAUUACUACAUUGCAAAAGGUGAUUUUGAAAUCGCUUUGAAAAAAUUUGCACCUCUUAUCGAUAAAUUUGCUCUGGUUAAUCAAUCUUAUAGAUUUGCUGAGUUCAUGUACUCUUUAAAGAAUGCAAACUAUAAACCAAUUGAAAUGAAACGUUCCACAUUACCAGAAGUUGCCAAUUUUCUCAUUACUGGAAAGUCAACAGAGAAGAUUUUGGAAAAUUUCAAACAUGAUGAAUCUUACUUCAAGUCCAAAGAAGAAUUGAUAAACUUGAACAUGGCUCAUUUUGCCAAUGCUGCUCAAUUAUCCCAUAAGUUAAAUUUGAAUACUGGUCCUUUGAAUAAAACUUUUCAAAAUUACCUCAAGUUCUUGAAAUCAAUUAAUCAUAGAACUUUGACUACCGCCAAUCUUAUUAGUAUCAUCAAGGUUUUGACGGUCAUGAAAGCUAAUGAUUGGUUAAACAUCUUGAUUCAUAAAUUUAUUAAUCUUGAUUACGGAUUUUCAAAACUAAUCAACUUUUUCUUCCUUGAAAUAGAAGUCAAAUCUCCGGAAGAUCAAAUACGCAUCUUAAAACAAUUCCAAAAUGCUUUUGCUAGCUUAAAUGACUCUAGCAAUUUGAAUUUUAUCAAAGAUUUCAUCACCCACAAUAACCUCAACUAACGUUGAACCAUUAUUUAUUUUUCACUUCCCUCUAUUGCACAAUGUUGUAUUCUAUAACGUGUAUUUAAACUGAAAUCGUACAACUUGUGGUUUUCUUCAGUUUUCAAUUUUUUUUUUUCACUCUAGAACUAUAUUCUCCUCAGGGGCACGAGGACCAAUUUUUAAUUCACGG